GCAGCCGUAUCAGCGGCGUCUGGUGGUGCGCGUCUGGGUGGGUGUUCACUGGGAACUCUGUUGCUGUCUGUACGUGUCAUUUCACUUCGUCCACAGUAUGGAUAACCCAACGCCCUCCACCGCGGACGAAAGCUCCGACUCCGAAAAGAUCUUGAAAGCGGUUGCCGAGAAGCUGCGCAAUUGCAUCGAGCAAGUGUUGCGGGCGUCGCAGGAGAAGCCCCGCCGCUUCGUCGAGACAGUAGAGCUGCAGAUUAAGCUGCAGAAUUACAACGCCAGAAAAGACAAAUGCCUUCGGGGAGACAUCAGGCUGCCCCACAUACCGCGCAAGAAGUUGGCAGUGUGCGUCAUCGGAAAUAAAGCCCAAUGUGAUGAGGCCAAAAGCCACCAACUGAGUGCUGUUCCCGAUGAAAUUUUAAAAGGGAAGACGAAAAAAGGACAAACGAUGAAAAAAAUUGUUGAGAAAUAUCGUGUAUUCAUGGCGACUGAGCCUGUGAUAAAGAAGAUUCCACGUAAUAUGGCCAAUGACAUGGACAAGAAGGGCAAGUUACCCGUAGUUCUUGGCGAAGAGGAGCCGAUGCAGGCCAAGCUUGAAGAAGUUCGGACCACAGUCACUUUUAGAGUGAAGGCACCAUUGAUUGGUGUUCCUGUUGGGAACGUCUCAAUGACCCCAGAGGAGCUGACCGAGAACAUCAACAUUGUUAUCAAACACAUAUUGGCUACCUUGGAGCAGCACAAGCUGGUCGUUCGUUCCAUGCAUACCAAGUCUACCAUGGGUCCCUCCCAAAAACUCUACUGAAACCUUUUCUCACAACCAGCAUAUUCUUACUCAUUACCAAUAAAUGAUCUAUAUGUUACGUGCA
Messenger RNA from Rhipicephalus microplus (southern cattle tick), 860 nucleotides. Its product is annotated as large ribosomal subunit protein uL1. The record is from RefSeq and is a predicted model, not a curated record. Gene Ontology annotation, molecular function: structural constituent of ribosome; RNA binding. Gene Ontology annotation, biological process: translation. Gene Ontology annotation, cellular component: large ribosomal subunit. NCBI's taxonomy places the organism in Eukaryota, Metazoa, Arthropoda, Arachnida, Ixodida, Ixodidae.